UUGUUGCAGUGGGUUGGGGGUAUUGGGAAAACCCAUUAAUAAUUUGUAUUUGUUUUUAGUUCUGAGGAGAGGGGUUUCACAGCUUCUGUAAGUAUGCGAGUGUCCUAGUCCGUCAAAUAAUAAUGGAUGCAUGCAUGUGAACAGGAGUUGUUUAACCCCAUUUCUUUUGGCACUAUAAAGAAGUACUUGACUGCUUAAAUUGUUGCUUUUUGGAGAGGGCCCGUCUGAGUGCACCUAGAAUGAGAUGCACUUGAGUUAUUGCACCACCAGACUAUGGAGCUGUGAAGUCCUAAGCUUAGGAGCCAGAUCCACUAAUUUCCCAUGACGGGGGAUAUCCAGCUAAGUCACUCUCUAGGUAUGACUUACUUGGCGUCACCCACUAUAUUUAGAACAGGGGUGUUAGUGACUACUUCUUUAUUGCAUCACAAUCUGCAUGCAUCAGAAUGUGAAACUGUGGUGAAACGGGCCCUUUCCUAGGAAAGUCCCCGAAGCUUUGCCUCACAUUUAUUUGGGAGUCGGCCUCACUGAGUUCAAAGGGAGUUACUCCCAAAACAAGACUGGCCCAACCCCUGCUCACUCAGUGGCUUGUUUGUUUAGAACGUUUAUAAGCAACUUUGUACUCAAAAAAAUCUCAAAGGAGCAUACAAAAACUAAAUGUAUUAAAAAUCUACAAUAUAUAAAAUAAAAUACAGUAAAAUAAAUUCAACAGAAUUAAAUGCCACGCGGGAAUUGUAGCUGUUACCACGGAGCCUGACCUUAUGCACGUUCACUAGGGAGUGAGUUGUGCAGACUGUGAACAUAAUAUUAAAGAAGCCAGCUGGAUGAGGCCAGUGGCCCAUCUAGUCCAGGAUUCUGUUCUGGCAGGGGCCACCAAGAUGCCACCUUCUUGGAAACCCCAGCACAAAGUCACUCUCUCCUCCUGCAGUUUCCAGCAAGCAGCAUUCAGAGACAUUACAGCCUUAUAGUAUUAGAGCCAUCGUGACUAGUAGCCACGCAGCGGGUAGCUAUGAUCAUGUCCCAAGAAGUGCUGUCGCCAGGCGCAUCCCGGUAGCCUUUCCCCUGGGCCUUCUUCCUGCUGCGCACCCACGAGCCUUUCAGAGUUUGUUGGCAAAGAGUUAGUGAAGGUUCAGAAGGAGGCUGAAAGGCCCCGCCACUGUCAUGGGAAGGCUCCAAGCAAUUUGCCUUUUACGUCCAGCCGAGCGUCUGUGGCCUUUCGCUUGGUGUUAGCGGACGCUUCCUCUCCAGUGCCCAGGCUUGCCCUUUUCCCGAUGCUGAAGCGAGAGCCGCCGCCGUCGCCCCCCCCGGCCCCCCUUGGAGGCAGGAGGGCGGCAGCGAGGAGCCUGGUGUUCUCUGAAGCUGCUUGGCGACUGAAAGCGGCGCCCCUGCAGCCAGCCAGCCAGGCGCGCCGUCGUCGCCCUUCGGAGGAGGCGGAGCGCGCGCGGGACCGGCGCCAGCCCAGGCGAGGGAGGAGCCGGCCGAGGGGUGCGCGGAGGCGUCGGGCAGCAGUCAGACUCAGCGGCGGGCGAGAAUGGAGCCGACGACGGGCGAAGAGGCGACGGCGGAGGAGGCGGCGCACGCGUCGGCGCUGCUCCGGGGCCUGUGCGCGCUACGGGCGGAGCGGGCGCUGCUGGACGUGACGCUGCUGGCGGGCGGCGGGGAGUUCGGGGCGCACCGGGCGGUGCUGGCGGCGGCCUCGGGCUACUUCCGCGCCAUGUUCGCCGGCGGGCUGCGGGAGGCGCGCGCGGCGCGGGUGCGGUUGCACGGCGUGGAACCAGAGUGCCUGGCCUUGCUGCUCGACUUCGCCUACACGGGCCGGGUGGCGUCUCCCGGCGGGCCGGAGCUGGCCGAGCGCCUGCUGCGCGCCGCCGACCUGCUCCAGUUCCCGGCCGUCAAGGCGGCGUGCGGGGCCUGGCUGGCGGCGCGCCUGGAGCCGGCCGCCGCCCUGGAGAUGCAGGAGUUCGGCGAGGCCUUCGCGUGCGCCCCGCUGGCCGCUGCCGCCCGCCGCUGCGUCCUGCGCCACGCCGCCGAGAGCGAGGGCGAGCUGGCCGCGCAGCUGGAGCGCCUCCCGCUGCCGCGGCUGCUCUCAUACCUGCGCGACGACGCGCUCCGCGUGCCCAAGGAGGAGGCGGCCUUCGCGCUGGCGCUGCGCUGGGUGCGCGCCGAGCCGGCAGUCCGCGCUCCGCUCCUGCCCCAGCUCCUGGCGCACGUCCGGCUGCCCUUCGUGCGCCGCUUCGCCCUCCUGGCCCACGUCGAGGGCGAGCCGUUGGUGGCGCGCUCCGAUGCCUGCCUGCGCCUGGUGGCCGAGGCGCGCCUCUUCCAGGCCGGCCGCCUGGACCGCCACGACCGCGCGCCCUGCGCCCGCCUCCGCCCGCGCCCUUCCACCGGCCUGGCCGAGAUCCUCGUCCUCCUCGGCGGCUGCGACCGCGACUGCGACGAGCUCGUCACCGUCGACUGCUUCAACCCCCGCACGGGACACUGGCGCUACCUGGCCGAGUUUCCCGAGCACCUCGGAGGAGGCUACAGCGCCGCCGCCCUCGGAAACGACAUCUAUGUCACCGGAGGUUCCGACGGCUCGAGGCUCUACGACUGCGUCUGGCGCUACAAUUCCAGCGUGAACGAGUGGACGGAGGUGUCUCCCAUGCUGAAGGCCCGCGAGUACCACAGCUCCGUGGUCCUGGAUGGGCUGCUUUACGUGGUAGCCUCCGACAGCACCGAGCGCUACGACCACACGCUGGACUCCUGGGAGCCCCUGCAGCCCAUGCUCUACCCCAUGGACAAUUGCUCCACCACUGCCUGCCGUGGAAAGCUCUACGCCACCGGCUCCUUAUCCGGCAAGGAGUCCAUGGUCAUGCAGUGCUACGGCCCCGAGUCAGACCUGUGGUCCCUGGUGAACUGCGGGCAGCUGCCCCCCUGGUCGUUCGCACCCAAGACCGUCACUCUCAGCGGGCUGAUGUAUUUUGUCAGGGACGACUCUGCUGAAGUCGACGUCUACAACCCAGCAAAGAACGAAUGGGACAAAAUCCCUCCAAUGCUCCAGGUGCACGUUGGAGGGAGCUUGGCUGUCCUUGGAGGGAAGCUCUACGUCUCCGGCGGCUACGACAACACCUUUGAACUCUCGGCGAUGCUGGAGUCCUACGAUCCGGAGACCUGCAAAUGGAGCUUGGCUGGCCAGCUGCCCGAGCCGAUUUUCUGGCACAGCAGUGUCAGCAUUUUCCGCCAGUUCAUGCCCGAGACGCUGGAAGAGAGCGAGGAGCGGCCCUUGGACAACGCCAUCAGCCUGAACCGCCAGCGCCAGAACCUCCACAACCUGAACCUGAACGAGUUGCGCUAACAGUCGGACAGCUUGUCUCUGGGGCCUGGAGGAAAUCUGUGGUGCCACUUCUUGGGGAGGCAAGCUGGGAGAGGAUUUGGAGACGGGUGUCCUCGGCUGCGAGUACUGUGUGGGUGGCGAGGAGGGCAAGGAGCGGGCUCUUUGAGAUCAACAGUGCUGUCCCUGAAAAGGGAGGUGCCUAGUUCUCCUCCUGUUUCUUCCUGGCAGUUCCCAAGGAGUUUGAAAAUCGCUGAUCAGAAAACUUUCCCUUAGGCUAACAUGAUCUGGUGCUGUUUUGCUUAAAAAUAGCCAAAUGAAGGCAUGAGCACAAUUCACGUAAAGUCAUUAUGCAUGGAGAGGAGAACACAGGUAGUAGAGCAAAGGCUUUCCUUCCCCUCGCUCAAGACUAGAAUUUGAGGUCUCCCCAUGAAAUCGAAAGACAGUAGGUUCAGGAGAGACACACCACACUGAAUUUAUUUAUGGUACUCCUUGCCACAAGAUGUGACCCACCCACCCCCCUUGUAGCGUUUUUGCAGGAGACACCCAGCAGCCGUUUUUAUUCAGGUUAGCUCAGUGAAACUUCCACACAUGGGAGACUAGAGUGCCACUAAAUGCUAGUUUGCAAGGGAGCAGCAACUCAAGAGAGCUUUUGUGCUUGCCAGAAGCUUCUGGCUAACCACUGUCGGAAAUGGGGGUGUUGGGUUUUAGACGGACCCUUUGCUGCAUCCAGCAAGGUUCUUCCUGUGUGCCGAAGAACAAGCCGGACAUCUUUGCUGUCACUAGCUGGUGCAUUGGGUCUGCCACCAAGUCCUACUAGGGAAAAAGUCCUAUUUGGCUGGCAAAACCAGAGCUUGGGCGUGGGGCUGCUCUUCCUCCCCCCCCUUCCUCCCGCAACCUGAAUGAUGCCCAUUUCUUCAGUUGCAUGUCGCUGCUGGAAUAUCAUCCAUUGGUUCCUGUUGCAGGAGGUCCCUCCAGAAUCAUUGUUUCUAUCAGCACAGAGUUCUUCAACCUUGGUUCCCCGGAUGUAGGUGAACAGCAACACCCAUCAUCCUUGACCCCUGGACUAAGCUAGCUGUGGACGAUGGGAGUUGUAGUCCUUCCGAAUCUGGGGGACCCAAGACAGAAGAGCUCUUUUCUACUCAAUCUUAGUAUCCUUAGUCUGAGUGGCCAGCUUUGGGCAGGGGAGCAUCACCAGUUUAGUGACCAUGGGGGGGCUGCUCUCCAGUAGGACCUGCUCUUCACGGUCGGUGCCUUAUCACAGUGCAAUUUGGAAGGAGACUCUGUUGCUGUCAAGGCACAGCACUAGCAAAGAUGGAAACAAGAGGUUUUCUUAGAGGGCUUUGCCCACAGUGGCUGCCUCUGCUGCUGUAUGGUUGCCCUAUGCAUGGCAAAGCAUGGCUGUUUCUGGAUUGUGCAGGUAGAACGGCUGCUAAUUUAUAGGAUUCGGUUGGUACCCCACCCCUGGGGGGGGGAAUCUGCCGCAGGAACGGCGGGUGAGGUCCUCCAUCAGAGCUGCCUGGGGGAAGUGGGGGCAUCAUUGCUUGUGGGGUGUGUGUGUGUGUGUGUGUGUGUGAGAUGUUCCAGAUUCUGUGAUGCUGUUUCAGUUUCUCAUUUCUUAACCUUUCCCUCCCCUUUUCCAACUAAGGUCAGCUGUUGUUUUCUCUUCCUUCAGACUUGGUCAGGGGUUCUUUUGCAACACCCUGCUUUCCACAAAUAAACACUGAAAUCCCCCCCCAAAAUAUACACCCUCCUUCCUCUAAGCCGGAAAAAGACACACUUGCAAAAGAGGCUCCUUUUCAAGUCUGCCAGCUGUUUACAGACCUGCUGCUGCUGCUGCUGCUGCUGCUUCCGCUUACGACAUCUUGUUUUGGUCUCACUUGAUGAGUAAGGUUUAAGUAUUUUGUGCCGGGCUGUUUUAAACUCUAUUAAUAGAUUUCAUGAUACCUUGCCAUACUCACAGCCAAGAUCUCUGUGCCAUCUCUAGAACCAGAUGAAUUUGCCUUCAUCCUAUUUAUUUUUAACUUUAUUGUAGAUACUUGUGUUUAACCUUGAGUACUGUAUGAUAAUGCUCUCGGAAGCAAAGAUAUUUCUUAUAUUUUUUAUUGUUUUCUUUUAAACUUGAAAGCUGAAUGUUAAGUAAAGGUGUGUGUUAAGGAGA
Zootoca vivipara (common lizard) is the source of this 5468-nucleotide messenger RNA. It is a transcript of the gene KLHL21, whose product is annotated as kelch like family member 21. Gene Ontology annotation, molecular function: protein binding. NCBI's taxonomy places the organism in Eukaryota, Metazoa, Chordata, Lepidosauria, Squamata, Lacertidae. The record is from RefSeq and is a predicted model, not a curated record.